CGGGCAAAGACCUUAACUCCGAAGCUUUUUCUCGAAGUUCUAGAAAAGUUACAAGCACCCUUUAUCGAUCUUUGCGACUCGCUCGACAUUGAGAGAAUUUCUUUGCGAAUAAUUUCUUUGCGUUUGACUUGAUCGCAAGUUGCUGCUUCUACACAUUAGAUCGGAUUUUGCAUACACAGAUCGCCAAUAUGCCAGCUCAAGGCAAAGCAAAGGGCAGUCGCCGCAAUGAAGGCACUUCCUCUUCUGCUGCAGCGAGUGAUCCUCGCUUCGCAUCCAUGACCACAGAUCCUCGCUUCCGCCUCCCCUCAGCACGACACAGCAAAGUUGGAGUCGACAAGCGUUUCAGUCGCAUGUUCAAGGACGACGACUUUUCCAAGAAAGCCACCGUUGACAAGUACGGUCGUAAGGUCUCAAAGGGCAAUGCGAAGAAAGAGUUGGAACGUUUUUACAAGAUUGAGGAUGGAGAUGAGGAGGAAGAAGAUGAGGAGUCAGAGGAAGAGAUGGGCAAGGCACAGAAGGUGAAGGCCAAGAAGAGCAAAAAGCCUACGAGGGAUGUUGUCGGAAGCGACAGUGAGAGUGAAGAGGAGGUUGUUGCCGACGAUGACGAAAUCGAGGCCGAGUUGAAGAGGUUGGAUGACAGAGUCAGAGAUCCCGCAAGAGAGGGUGGUUUCUCUUCGUCUGAAGAUGACAGCAGUUCAGAAGACGAGAGCGAAGAAGAGGAAGAGAUCGAGGAUGAUGCAGUCGAGUUCCCUAACGAGGGAGCGGCUGAAGUGCCUCUAGGCGAUGUUUCGUCUCGUCUGGCCGUCGUCAACCUCGACUGGGACAACAUUCGCGCAGAGGAUCUCAUGGCUGUCGCUCAGAGUUUCGCAUCAACCGGUCGCGUUUCAAAGGUCGUCGUGUACCCCAGCGAGUUCGGCAAGGAGCGCAUGGAGAAGGAAGAGCUCGAGGGCCCGCCGAGAGACAUCUUUGCCAGCGCCACAAAAGAGAUCGACGAAGAUGAGGAUACCGAUGACGAGGAAGAGAGAAUCAAGAAGGAGCUAUUGAAGGGAGACACUGGCGAGGAGUUCGAUUCAGCAAAGCUGCGUCAAUACCAAUUGGACCGCCUGAAGUACUACUACGCCGUCAUCACCUGCGACUCCAAGGAGACGGCAAAGUCGCUCUACGAUGGCAUGGACGGCCGCGAAUACCUCUCCACAGCAAACUUCUUCGAUCUACGAUUCAUCCCUGACGAGGUCGACUUCGACACCGACACACCUCGCGACGAAUGCACAAAGAUCACCUCAGGCUACAAGCCCAACGAAUUCGUCACCGAGGCCCUCACUCACAGUAAAGUCCGCUUGACAUGGGACGCCGAUGACACCACGAGAAAGGAGGUACAAAAGCGCGCCUUCUCGCGUGCCGAGAUUGACGAGAACGACCUACAAGCAUACAUUGGUAGCGACAGCAGUGAUGGCGAAGACGACGACACAGGCUUGACCAAGGCCGAGCAACAAAGACAAAAGAUGCGCGCUGCACUAGGUCUUUCUUCCGCACCUUCAAAGUCAAAGUCAAAGGACGAUGGCCCCGUAGGAGACAUGCAAAUCACAUUCACAUCUGGUCUCUCCAACGCCGCCUCAAAAGCCAACGGCGUCUUCGAAAACGAACCCAUCAUCGAAGAAACUACACGCGAAAAGUACAUUCGCAAAGAAAAGGAACGCAAGGCCCGCCGUAAGGAAAAGAUGAAGGCAUCAAGAAACGGCGAGACUGUAGAGGAAGGUUCAGACGACGACGCCAUUUCAGAGAAGAAGUCUGCAAAGGAAGAAGUCACAGCACCAGCAGACGAAGAAGACCCCUUCAACGACCCCUUCUUCAACGACACAGUGACAGCACAAAAGGCCGAAAAGCAAGCUCGUAAAGCCGACCGUCAAAAGAAGCGCGAGGCCCGUGAAGCAGCGGACGCAGCAACAGCAGCCAAGCGCGCCGAACUCGAACUCCUCAUGGUCGACGACAAAUCAGACAACAUGCGCCACUUCAACAUGAACGAAAUCGCCAAAGCUGAAAAGACCCUCAAGAAGAAAUCCAAGAACAACAAGAAAGCCAAGGAUGCAGCAGAAGUGUUGGGUCAAGAUGACUUCAACAUGGAAACCCAAGAUCCCAGAUUCGCCAAGUUGUUCGAGAGUCACGAAUUCGCCAUCGAUCCUACGAAUCCUAGAUUCAAGGGUACACAGGGUAUGAAGGCGCUGCUCGAGGAGGGCAGGAGGAAGAGAAAGGGCAGAGCUGAUGAGGAUGGUGAGAGAGCUGAUGCACCGCCAGCUGAGAAGAGGGAGAAGAAGGCAAAGACUGAGGCUUCCUCCGGUGGCGAAGAUCUGAACUCAUUGCUCGCUAGAGUCAAGGCAAAGACCAAAGCCAGAUAGAUUCGGUUGGAAACUUGUAAAGGCAUCAUGGCAUAAUUGAAAGGCAUUUUUUUAUAUCCACAUAGAGCUCUCAGCUCGACAAUGCACUUUACUAAAUACUCAUCAAAAGGCAUAAUGUUUAUUCCUGCUGGUCAUCGAUGUUAGAGAUAUGUAGUACGCCGAACAGGAAAUAACCUGUCCGAGGAUAGAAACAAGCAUCCUGGCUGGAAGCUUAUAUAGGUGGAAGUGAAUUAGGGC
Messenger RNA from Aureobasidium pullulans EXF-150, 2630 nucleotides. RefSeq lists its product as uncharacterized. Gene Ontology annotation, biological process: rRNA processing. The coding region runs from base 189 to 2393 and encodes 734 amino acids. The transcript has 2 exons. Lineage: Eukaryota; Fungi; Ascomycota; Dothideomycetes; Dothideales; Saccotheciaceae. Gene Ontology annotation, cellular component: nucleus. The record is from RefSeq and is a predicted model, not a curated record. Gene Ontology annotation, molecular function: RNA binding.